Molecule: messenger RNA, 1765 nt
Organism: Peromyscus maniculatus bairdii (prairie deer mouse)
Lineage: Eukaryota; Metazoa; Chordata; Mammalia; Rodentia; Cricetidae
Gene: Slc25a31
Product: solute carrier family 25 member 31
Biological process (GO): negative regulation of mitochondrial outer membrane permeabilization involved in apoptotic signaling pathway; mitochondrial ATP transmembrane transport; mitochondrial ADP transmembrane transport
Cellular component (GO): mitochondrial inner membrane
Molecular function (GO): ATP:ADP antiporter activity
Source: RefSeq, a predicted model, not a curated record
CUGCACCGGAUGCGCUGUUCUCCCGGCAUCCUUAGCGCCGCUUUCCCGCCAGGGCAGAGCCGAGUCGGUUUUCCGGUCCUCGUCAUUGUCGCUUCGGUGUCGGUGUGGGGCUACAGCCGUGGGCUGUCGGACUUCUGCCCACCAUGUCGAGCGAACCCUCCAAGAAGUCUUCCAAGGCGGCGCUGUUUGACCCCAUGUCCUUCAUGAAGGACCUGAUGGUCGGCGGGGUCGCGGCCGCAGUGUCGAAGACAGCGGUGGCACCCAUCGAGCGGGUGAAGCUGUUGCUGCAGGUGCAGGCAUCCUCCAAGCAGAUCAGCCCCGAGGCGCGCUACAAGGGCAUGGUGGACUGCCUGGUGCGCAUUCCACGCGAGCAGGGUUUUUUAAGUUAUUGGCGUGGCAAUUUGGCAAAUGUUAUUCGAUACUUUCCAACACAAGCUUUAAACUUUGCUUUUAAGGACAAAUAUAAACAACUAUUCAUGUCUGGAGUUAAUAAAGAAAAACAGUUCUGGAGAUGGUUUCUAGCAAACCUGGCUUCUGGAGGGGCUGCCGGAGCAACAUCCUUGUGUGUGGUAUAUCCACUAGAUUUUGCCAGAACCCGACUAGGUGUUGAUAUUGGAAAAGGUCCUGAGGAACGGCAAUUCAAGGGUUUAGGUGACUGCAUUAUGAAAAUAGCAAAGUCAGAUGGAAUUAUUGGUCUGUACCAAGGGUUUGGUGUCUCCGUUCAGGGUAUCAUUGUUUACCGAGCCUCUUAUUUUGGAGCUUAUGACACCAUUAAGGGCUUAUUGCCAAAACCAAAGGAAAUCCCGUUUCUUAUCUCUUUUAUCAUUGCUCAAAUCGUGACUACCUGCUCUGGAAUACUCUCCUAUCCCUUUGACACAGUUAGAAGACGUAUGAUGAUGCAGAGUGGUGAGUCUGAUCGGCAAUAUAAAGGAACCAUAGACUGCUUUCUGAAAAUAUACCAUCAUGAAGGGUCAGCUGCCUUCUUCCGUGGUGCCUUCUCCAACAUCCUCCGUGGUACAGGGGGUGCUUUGGUGUUGGUGUUAUAUGAUAAAAUCAAAGAAUUCCUCAAUAUUGAUAUUGGAAGUGGUUCAUCAGGAGAUUAGAUUGAGAAAUACAUAUUUCUAAUGUAAAAAGCAUGAAAAUUACAUAGCUGCCAUUUGUGUAUAUUUUGAUAGUAUGUUACUACUUCAGUGUCUCUUAUAGUGUUUAUUCUGCAAUAAAGAAAAGACUUUUUCAAGAUUUUAGUAUUAAAAGUCAGAACAAAAUGGGUUUUCUUUCUACUUAGACCCAGAAUCAUUUAGGGAAGCAUUUUAUUAUAGGUUGUGUAUGUUACUUCUGUUAAAAAAUUCUUACACUUGUGAUGAACACGAUAUAAUGUGAAAUCUGAGAAAUGAAAGUAUCUUGAAAUUUCUGUUUAUUUAGGACAGCUGUAAUCCCAUCUUUCAGAAAUUGUAUAGUAUGACGAAUAGUUCCUAAACAUUUAUCAAGGGUUGUCAUCAGUAUCUCUUACAUAAAUCAGCUUCUGCAGCAAUUGUUAAUGGAGCUCCAGCAUGACUGUGUUAGCACUUAUAGUUCCAUAGUUUUGAUAAGUACAAAUUGUGUCAUUAAAACGUUGGUAAUGACACUGUCAAACUAUAUGAAAAGUAUAGAAUGGUUUCUUUUCUAAUGUUUAGUCUUGCUAGUGUUGAGUAUAUCUUGGAACAAGAAAUCUCUCAAGCAUUAGACUUUUGUAUUCUGUAUUGAUAAUAAAGCAAGUUCAAAACUA